UACAAAAAUACUUUCACUGUUGGGUAGCUAAUACAAGACCAUCGCAAAUUCACACAUACAGAGACACAGAGGGGGUCUUGGCGUCUUCUUUCCUCUUCAAUAAAUACACACACAUUUCCACCGACGCCAUCGUCGAACUCCCCAACUUCCCUUCUCAUCGCCGUCAAUCUGGCCGGGAUCUGACCGCCUAUUCCGCCGGAACGAUGUCUUCCGGCAGGUACAUGGCUUACUCUCCUUCUCCCUCUACCGCUCCCCACUCCCCGCACAUCGCCGGCCUCCGCUCCGCCACCUCUGCUCUUGUAGAGCAAGAGAAAUAUCUUUCUGAGUUACUGGCAGAGCGGCACAAGCUAAGUCCAUUUAUGCCUGUCCUCCCACAUAGCUACCGGUUGUUGAACCAGGAAAUAUUGCGUGUAACCACACUGUUGGGGAAUGCAUCAAUUUUAGAUCAAAGUGGGCUUGAACAUGCUAGCCCCCUCGCUUCUGGAGGAAUAUUUUCAAAUGGAGGAGCCAAUGUGAACGGAUGGGCAUCACCAUUUCAAUCAGAAAUGUCAGGUUUAUCAGCAGCACAAAACUGGCUAGGUUCUCAAGGUAGCUCAUCUGGUCUUAUUGUGAAGAGAACAAUCAGGGUGGAUAUUCCUGUUGAGAAAUUUCCUAGUUACAACUUUGUUGGGCGUCUCCUUGGUCCUAGGGGAAACUCUCUAAAGAGGAUGGAAGCAACUACUGAGUGUCGUGUUUUAAUCAGAGGUCGUGGCAGCAUCAAGGACCCGGCUAGGGAAGAAAUGAUGCGAGGAAAACCAGGCUAUGAGCAUCUGAAUGAACCUCUUCACAUACUUGUGGAAGCGGAAUUGCCAGUUGAGAUAGUGGAUGCUCGCCUGAUGCAAGCGCGUGAAAUACUCGAAGAUUUGCUAAAGCCUGUGGAUGAAUCUCAGGAUUUCUUUAAGAAGCAGCAACUGCGAGAGCUAGCAAUGCUCAAUGGCACACUUCGUGAGGAAGGCUCUCACAUGUCCGGUUCUGUGUCCCCCUUUCACAACAGCCUAGGCAUGAAGAGGGCCAAGACCAGGGGGUGAUGAACCCCACUUCAUGGUGGGCUUUUGGAGCUUGUGUGUUAGUUUCUGCCAGUAAGCAGCAGUUCCCACGCCAAAGGUGUUGCUCUGCCAGCCAAUGCCUCCAACUGCCAUCGGGGCACUGGCACCCGUAUGCGCCAGUUCUGACUUGUUUCUAUAUGAAGUGUGUUUAUCUACUAUUUGGGGGAGGUUUAGUGACAGUAUCCCAUAGUAAGGACCAUUUGAGUUCGGGGGUUUGCUUCUGUAUGUUGCUUUAGGCAGUUUGAUCACAACACUAUCUCUACAAGACUGUCCUUGUAUUAUUGUCUUUAUCUCAGGGUGACAGUUUUGAUACGGCGAUGGGGAUUUAUGUGAGAAAAUUAAGGUAUGGUUUGUAUAAAAAAAACAAAAACAAAAAAGUGAGGCCAACAACGAUCUACCCUAAUGCAUGUCGUCUGGGUUGGAGUGUUUUGUACUAUCAAGUGUAGCUCGUUCUUAGAUUUGUUAAAAGGAAUUCUUUGUCA
Vitis vinifera (wine grape) is the source of this 1567-nucleotide messenger RNA. RefSeq names its product RNA-binding KH domain-containing-like. Bases 204 to 1067 code for a protein of 287 amino acids. The transcript has 7 exons. The record is from RefSeq and is a predicted model, not a curated record. Gene Ontology annotation, cellular component: nucleus. NCBI's taxonomy places the organism in Eukaryota, Viridiplantae, Streptophyta, Magnoliopsida, Vitales, Vitaceae. Gene Ontology annotation, molecular function: mRNA binding. Gene Ontology annotation, biological process: regulation of mRNA splicing, via spliceosome.